CUGCCGAUCAUCAGUGGUGUUUGAAAGGUGACAUUUUACUGGUCUGAUCAUCAUGGGGAGAAGAUACUUUUGUGAUUACUGUGAUCGGUCCUUUCAGGACAACAUGCACAACAGGAAGAAACAUCUAAAUGGUGUUCAACAUCACAGGGCUAAAAAAGCCUGGUUUGACCAAUUUAGAGACCCUGCAGCUGUUCUGUAUGAUGAGCAAGCAAAGAAACCCUGCAGGAAGUUUCUCCAAAAGGGAAUUUGUGAUUUUGGCCCAAACUGCAGGUUUUCUCACAUGUCUAAAGAAGAGCAGCUAGACUUAAUGACGCAGUUGGAAGAGGAGAGGCAGAAUAAAGAAGAUUAUGAGGAGAGAAAGAUUGUUGAGCGAAGUAUAGAAAAAUGGCUUUUGAAAAGGGAGAAGACGCAAGCUGCCUUCAGUAGCAAAGGGGAUGGAAAAACUAAAGAAGACAGCGAGGAGGUUUACGCUGACAGUGAGAUACCUCAGCAGCUCCUCUCCAUUCCUGACCUCCCACCCUCAGUUUUGCCUCCUCCUCCAGGUGGAUGGAGAGUCAAAGUGAACACUGAAUGGGGUUGAGAUCAGUUCAGACUGGGUUUCAUAUUGCACAUUGAGUAUUUGUAUCCUGCCUAUAACAGAUAUGAUAUCAAAUAUUUAAGACUGUUAUUGUCAAGUCCACCUCUUUUUCCCUCCAAAGGACGCAAGGACAACACAAUUCCAAUUUCCAACUCAAACUUUUAUUUUUCUUUAGGUUGGUUGGUCACUUCAUCACAAUAGGUUUAAAACCUUUAAAAACAGAAACAAAAGUUAACAUCUUAAACAUUUUAAAUGAAUCAAGUAUCUUAAACAUUUAAAACAUUUUAAAUGAAUCAAAUAUCUUAAACAUUUUAAACAUUUUUAAAUUAAUCAAUCUUUUAAGCCUUUUAAAUUGAAUAAAAAAAAAUCUAAUUUCAUGAAUUUCCCACAUUCAGCCUUUUAAAUCUUAUUUUUGCACAUUUUUAGUAAAAUUGUUAACAUUCAACAGAAUUGUAACAUUUUCACCUUUGUAUUAUCCUUCUGUAUUCUAUUUAAUUUUUCAAACUCAAAAUAAAAUAUUUUCUUACUGAAAAAUGAAAGCUUAUCUUAGUGCAAACUCAUUCAACACAAAACCAAUGAAGUCAAUGCUGCAAUGCUUUCAUUAACCAAUCUACACAGCAGUUAAACAUAAACGUGACCAUAUUAAGCAGCAUUUCACAAACUAUGAAAGCAAAUAAAACAUUUCACCGACCAUUGGCGUCUUUGGACUGAAUUAGGGAGGCCCCGAUACUGGUAUCGGUAUCGGGGCCGAUACUGCUCUCAUAAACUCGUACUCGCAAAAAUUCUCCGAUACCACGCACCUAUACCACUUCAUUUUGUUGUAGUUACUGAUUAGUGACUCUAGGGGGAGAUGUUUAGUCGCUCUGCGGCUCCUCGGGUGAGUGUGCAGCCUUGGGGCAGAGCAGCCGCCGAGCCGCCACUGCUCAGCCAGCUGUUAAUGUUAGCCGCUAGUCAGCUAAGCUUAGCGUGGUGAUGAGAAGAGAGUGAUACCCAUGAGUGAGACUGGCAGCACCGUUUCAGGCAAGAUGGCGACAAUUAAUGCAAGCGGGAUGUCAGCAGUGUGGACAUAUUUCAAGGGACGACAUCAGAAGCAAGGCAGACUGCAAGCUAUGUGCUGCUAAAGUGUGAAGAGGAGGGAAGGAGAAUACAUCGUUUAAUACCAGCAACUUGAUAAAACAUCUCAAGGCGUAUCAUAAAGCUGAAUAUACGGAGGUUGCUAAUGCUAUUGCAAGACCACAACAGCCAACAUUAGCUCAGGUUCUGCAAAAGCCACAGAAAAUGUCAAGAGACAACCCACGGGCCGUGUUGGGACCCAGCGGGCUGUCGGCGCGGUGCGUGGCCGGGGGGCUGCGCGCUCCCAGCGCCACCGGGCCGCGGAGGAAAGCCCUGUCGGCUGAGUUUUGUUUAAAAUAGUUAUUCCACUCAUUUUAUUUAUUGUUAUUGAAUUUAUCUGUUCCAAAUAAAACCUGUCUUCCAAUU
This is a messenger RNA of Cololabis saira (Pacific saury), 2056 nucleotides long. RefSeq names its product zinc finger, matrin-type 5 (gene zmat5). Gene Ontology annotation, cellular component: U12-type spliceosomal complex. The coding region runs from base 53 to 580 and encodes 175 amino acids. The transcript is spliced from 6 exons. The record is from RefSeq and is a predicted model, not a curated record. Gene Ontology annotation, molecular function: zinc ion binding. Lineage: Eukaryota; Metazoa; Chordata; Actinopteri; Beloniformes; Belonidae.